Misgurnus anguillicaudatus (oriental weatherfish) is the source of this 3382-nucleotide messenger RNA. It is a transcript of the gene tmtopsa, whose product is annotated as teleost multiple tissue opsin a. The record is from RefSeq and is a predicted model, not a curated record. Gene Ontology annotation, cellular component: membrane. Gene Ontology annotation, biological process: visual perception; G protein-coupled receptor signaling pathway. NCBI's taxonomy places the organism in Eukaryota, Metazoa, Chordata, Actinopteri, Cypriniformes, Cobitidae. Gene Ontology annotation, molecular function: G protein-coupled receptor activity.
UACUACGCUUUGUGACUGUAUACUAGUAUUCUGAAUAUGUAGUACCAACUAUAGUAAAUUGAUAAACUGUAGUAUACUUCAAUAUUUACUAUGAUAGGGUUAAAAACACCAUACUGUAGUAUCACGCUACUAAAGUAUGCUACAGUAUUCUUUAAUGUGGGCUGUUGUCCUCAUAACAUGCAUUACAGUAAACAUCAGUAAAGCAGACAAGCUCCCACGUCAGCUCAGAAGGGAGGUACACUAUCUUUAACAGUACGUCCACUGCAUACGAGCUAUGUAGUCACCACACGGUGGAGCAAAGAAACGUCAAAGUUUUUCGCACCUCUGAACCGAGUACCAAAGUUAAGGAACUGCAAAAAUUCGGCGCGCAUCUCUUCUUACAAGAGCCAAACACGUCUGCAAAUAACACAUUUUCCACACGGAUUAUAUAAUUCACAGCAAAUAUAUUGCUUUUCCCAGAUAAUAAAUGAGUAACUCUUGUUCAAUGUGCGGAUUGCGAUGAUCGUGUCCAACUUGAGUGUGAGCAGUUGCAGGAGGACGAACAGCUCGCUGUGUCUCAGUGCAGUUGAUGGACAUUUGGACGCGUCCUCCCCCUAUCGCACCCUGAGCUCCACCGGGCACCUGCUCGUGGCGGUGUGCUUGGGCUUCAUCGGCAGUUUAGGAUUCCUCAACAACCUCUUGGUUCUCGUGCUGUUCUUUCGUUACAAGGUGCUGCGGUCACCUAUUAACUUUCUGCUGGUGAAUAUUUCCUUAAGCGAUCUACUGGUGUGCGUACUUGGGACUCCGUUCAGCUUCGCGGCGAGCACUCAAGGGCGAUGGCUCAUCGGGAAAACUGGAUGUGUGUGGUAUGGCUUUGUCAACUCGUUGUUAGGCAUUGUGUCCCUCAUCUCACUGGCUGUGCUGUCAUAUGAGCGCUACUGCACAAUGAUGGGCUCCACGGAGGCUGAUGCCACCAACUACAGGAAGGUGGCCGGUGGAGUGGUGAUGUCCUGGGUCUACUCUUUGAUCUGGACUCUACCUCCUCUAUUUGGCUGGAGCCGCUAUGGUCCUGAAGGCCCUGGAACCACCUGUUCUGUGGACUGGACAACCAAGACGGCCAAUAACAUCUCUUACAUCAUUUGCCUCUUUAUAUCCUGCCUAAUUGCCCCUUUUCUGGUUAUUGUCUUCUGCUAUGGUAAGCUGCUGCAUGCCAUUAAACAGGUCACCAGUGUGAACACUUCUAUGAGCCGCAAACGAGAGCACCGGGUUCUUCUCAUGGUGAUCACCAUGGUGAUCUUCUACUUGCUCUGCUGGUUACCAUAUGGGAUCAUGGCUCUGCUGGCCACUUUUGGGUCGCCAGGACUGGUGACUGCAGAAGCUAGCAUUGUCCCUUCUGUCCUAGCGAAGUUCAGCACCGUCAUCAACCCCAUCAUCUACAUCUUCAUGAACAAACAGUUCUACAGGUGUUUCAGAGCUCUUGUGCAAUGUGACAAACUCCAGAGAGGUUCCAGUGUCAAAAGUUCUUCAAAGGCAACUAAACCUUUUCGGCCCGGACGGCACAUAGACAACAACUUUACUUUUGUAGUUGCAUCAGUUGGACAAACAAUGGCCCCCAACCAAGCAAACCCAGGAGAGGAGCAGGGCCCUUCAUCAGUUGAUAAUGUCAAGCCUGUAGUAGUGGCCCUGGUGGCCCAUUACAAUGGCUGAAAAUGUCAGCACGUAAAGAAACAUUUCACACAUAAUGAGGGAAAUGCAGUGCGAGGUUUGGAGGAUUUUACAGGGUUAUGGAAAAAUAUUCGAACGGAAUGGAAAAGGACAAAAUGAGAGUGGGACUGUUUAUGGCAUCCAACAACAGGUCACUUAUGGUCAUUUGAGCUGUUCGUAAUUUUCUUUGAAAUAUUCUGCAGGUGUUGAAGGCUAUUUACGUUAAAAUGUUCAGCAACAUUCGCAAUACAGUACACAGCAACUCUUUUUGAGGGAUAUUUUAAAAACUUUUAUGAGUGGAAUAAAACAAAAUGUGUUUUUCUAUACAGUAUAUUUUUUAGAAAAAAAAUAGGGAAGUUGCAUAUACAUUUUUGAUGAUUGUCUAUGUAGGCCUGAUGAAUGUAAUUUUUACUGUAGAUCCUGUGUUUUUGUUGUAUAGAGUUUUUGUUUGCUAAAAUGACACAGAAGUCCACUUCAGACUAAGCUGUAAGUUUUUGUCAUUCUUGUUCUAAUGAUAUACUGUACGCUAAUGUGAUUCUAUUUAGUUUGAACAAUCAGGGGCGUUACUAAUGGGUAAAGUUAGGACGAUUUGGGGUUAUGCAUUUCCGGCAAAAUGACCCCCCCAUUCACUGCAUGGUUUUGUCCAGUCUGUUAAUAAAGUAUAAAUAUAAAAUAUAAAGUGCAAAUGUAAAGGGUCUGCAACAGGUGUUAGAUACAAUUUGGUUUACAAAUUUUCACACACAAAAAAAAACAAGAAGCAGGACAGGAAACUAAAUACCACCUUGAUGGACAGUUUUUAAUGAUUAGCUUAUAUGUUUUUAUAACACAGUGGUCCUCUUUUAACAUUUUUUAUUUACAUUUGAUAACAGUGCUACAAUAAAUUAAUGUAGUUAGUUUAUUAGUUUAUAUAACUUUAGAUUUUUCUGAGAUAAAAUACUUUUUUCUGAGAAAAAAAAUAUUGGCAUUGAUAUACACAUACACAGCUCAAUAUAAAGAUAAAAAGAUACAAAAUGUUACAACAUUCACUGAUCUCCCUUGCAUUUGAUUUCAAAGAUAGCAUCAACAGCAACAGAAUUUUUGACUUUGAAGUUAUUUUUUUAAUUGACUUAUUUUUGGUGUCUGAUUUGAGAUUUAGGUCGAUGACAAAACAAGCUCCUAAAAGGGUAUUUAAAAAAAUCUUUGCAUAUUUUUGCACAAUUUGAUUAAAAAGUUUUGUUUAUUGAACAUUUCAGUACAUUUAAAUGAUGAUUUAAUGAUGCUUUUUUGCAAUUAUUUGAUGCUUCCAGUCAAAAAAAUGUCAGAUGGUACAACUAAUCAUUGUUUGCCAGAUAAUUAAGUCAACUUAAUUUGCAACUCAUUUAUUGCCAAGACAAAUAUAGUUAAAAUGACUUGUAAAUCUGUGUUGACUGAACAAAAAAGUGAAUAAGAUGUUUUUAAAAGCUUUUUUAAGCAUUAAUCAUCUCUGCUGUAGCACAUGCAGUUGACUGUACCCAUUGAAUUCCAUAGUAGAAAAAACAAAUACUAUAUACAGUCAACUGUGUGGUUACCAUCAUUUAUCAAAAUAUCUUCUUUUGUGUUCAACAGAAUAAAGAAAUUCAUGGUUGAAUGAGGGUUGAAUGGACCAGCAUGAGGGUGACUAAAAUAUGACAGAAUUUUCAUUUUCGGUUGAACUUUUAACACUAAUCAAUAAACUAAAUAA